AUGAAACAGCUUCUGAGGGUUCUGACUUGGAGGAAUAUGUUGGUCCUCUCAGUGGCCGUAAACUUCAGCUUGAUUCUAAGGAUUUUGAAUGGUGACGGUGGAAAUUCCAGGGAUAGACCGGCGUAUGUUAGUACGUGGCCAGUGGUCUCCACCACGGGCACAGGAUCUUCUUCCUUGUCUUCAAGAUCUUGCAACUAUAGCGAGAUUGAAGAAGACGAUGACAUAAUUAUCAAUCUCAAACUUGGCGAUCCAACAGUAUAUGAGAGAUACUGGCAAGAAAUGGGGGAGGUGACAACAGUAGUGAUACAUGGAUGGCAAUCGCUAAGCUAUUUUUCAGAUAACAACAACAACCUUUGUUGGUUUCUUGAGCCAGAACUUGGUAAAGAGAUUGUGAGGGUACAUAAGCUUGUUGGGAACGCUGAAACGCAAGACCAUUUCAUUGUUGUUGGCACUGGCUCAACACAGUUGUAUCAGGCUGCUCUCUAUGCUCUCUCCCCACACGAUGACUCUGGUCCCAUUAAUGUCGUAUCUGCUGCACCCUAUUAUUGUUCGUAUCCGUUGAUUACAGACUGUCUCAAAUCGGGUUUAUAUCGAUGGGGCGGAGAUGCAAAGGCAUACAAGGAAGAAGAUCCCUACAUUGAACUUGUUACGUCACCAAACAACCCUGAUGGGUUAUUGAGACACGCAGUGGUGAACCGUAAUGAAGGUAUACUGAUCCAUGAUUUGGCUUACUACUGGCCGCAGUAUACGCCAAUAACAACGAAAGCUAACCACGAUGUAAUGCUCUUCACUGUUUCAAAGAGCACUGGCCAUGCAGGGAUGCGAAUCGGAUGGGCUUUGGUGAAAGACAGAGAGACAGCAAGGAAAAUGACAGAGUACAUAGAACUCAACACGAUUGGGGUUUCAAAGGACUCGCAGCUUCGAGCAGCCAAGGUUCUGAAGGUUGUGUCAGACAGUUGUGGGAAUGAAAUGGCCAAAUCCUUCUUUGAGCACAGUUAUGAUGCCAUGUCCGAGAGGUGGAAGCUAUUGAAACAAGCGGCGGAGAAUACCAAACGUUUUACCGUUCCUUAUUUCACCUCUCAACGCUGCAAUUUCCUUGGCAAAGUAUUUGAGUCACAACCAGCUUUUGCAUAUUUAAAGUGUGAAGAAGGGAUUGUGGAUUGUGAGAGGUUUCUCAGAGAGAAUAAGAAGAUUCUAACGAAAAGUGGAAAGUACUUCGGAGAUGAGGAGAGUUAUGUGAGGAUAAGCAUGUUGGAUAGAGAUACUAACUUUAAUAUUUUCCUUCACAGGAUUUCAUCUUCAUACAAUGCAAAUGUGCAAGUACAUGUGGGAUGUGAUGAUGACCUAGGUCGUAAUUAA
This is a messenger RNA of Arabis nemorensis, 1359 nucleotides long. The record is from the annotation of a GenBank genome assembly. Lineage: Eukaryota; Viridiplantae; Streptophyta; Magnoliopsida; Brassicales; Brassicaceae.